AUGAGUACCAUGCAUUAUGAAAGGGAUCGGAGUUAUCACCGCGAUUACAGAGGCCAUCGCGAUAGAGACCGCGACCGAGAUCAUGAUAGGAAUAGGGAUAAGCGACGGUACCAACCCAAAAGAUCUAAAACCCCAGAAUACAUACCAUUCAACCGGAAUAUAUCCCUUAGCCGUGACAAGUCUAGAGCAUUGGAACGUAGAAGAAGGAAGGCCCAGGCAGAAUGUAUUAAAAGGGCAGGAGGAUUCCAAAGACUAGCAGAUUCGGAAGGCCAUGAGACUGUUAGAUUGUUAUGGGAUGGAUUCCAGUGGGUGGCUAAAACAGAGCCGUUGCCCGUGAUUAGUGGCGAUCCAUCAGCGGCAAAUGCCACCCGCAAACUUAGACGAUUAUAUUUUGGCAAUUUGCCUUUGCAUCUUGGGCUAACUGAGGAUGGAUUCAAGACGAUCGUGACCAAUGAGAUGAAAGCCAGGGGUUUUUGUAUUGAUCCAAAUGUAGAUCCUGUUGUAUACGUAUGGUUCUCUAACGACAAGGGCAACUAUGGCUUUGUAGAAUUUAACACCAUAGAGGAGACUGAGAAGGCUCUCACUAUGGACGGAAUGAAUUGCAUGGGCGUGCAGCUUAGAAUUUCUCGGCCAAAUGAUUAUAGCACCAAUACUUUAAACACAGGGAGUGCCUUUGCUGGCUUAUCAAUUCCAUCCAUGUUCACUCCAUACUCCCUCCCUGCAGCACCGGCAUUCCCUCCAGGGGCCACCGUGAUGCAUAUAGUGCAGAUUGCCAAUGUUAAAGCAAUGGAAAAUCAGAAAGACUGGAUUGAUAUGUUGGACGAUGUUAGAAAUGGCUUUGAUUCUCAUGGGAAAGUUGUUCAUUGCGCGGCAAUACUUCCAGAACACACCAAAGAUGGGAGAUUGGGAAUAGUCACUGCGGGCGAUGUGGUAUUGGAGUUUGUAAAUAAUGCUGCGCUUACAGGUGCUGUUCAGAACAUGACUGGAAGGAAAUAUGAAGGCCGCCCUGUGCAAAUGAGGCCGAUUGACUUGAGUAUCUAUGAGAUUAUACUGAAGGAGAUUGUUCCUAUACAGGAUAAGUUACUAUCAGAACUUGUGUACUCUGACACCGAUGAUGAUAAUUAA
This is a messenger RNA of Babesia microti strain RI, 1125 nucleotides long. RefSeq names its product Splicing factor U2AF 65 kDa subunit. NCBI's taxonomy places the organism in Eukaryota, Apicomplexa, Aconoidasida, Piroplasmida, Babesiidae. The transcript is spliced from 3 exons. Gene Ontology annotation, cellular component: nuclear speck; U2-type prespliceosome; commitment complex. The record is from RefSeq and is a predicted model, not a curated record. Bases 1 to 1125 code for a protein of 374 amino acids. Gene Ontology annotation, molecular function: pre-mRNA 3'-splice site binding; poly-pyrimidine tract binding.